Messenger RNA from Cutaneotrichosporon oleaginosum, 1235 nucleotides. RefSeq lists its product as uncharacterized. The record is from RefSeq and is a predicted model, not a curated record. NCBI's taxonomy places the organism in Eukaryota, Fungi, Basidiomycota, Tremellomycetes, Trichosporonales, Trichosporonaceae.
GACGAUGUGCCCUCGCUCCAUGUGCAGAUCGCGACGCCCGAGCCCAGCCAGUUCGCCACAAACGGCAACGGCUACAACUACUCUGGCUUCGACGACGACAUGGACGACAUGGAAGACGUCGGCGGUGAGUCACGGUGUCGGUGCGCCGCCGGGCCGCACGCCGCCGGCACAGGGGCGAUCGAUGGACGCUUGAGACACUGGACCCGCUAACCGCAGAGUCGUGGCGCUUUAUGAGCCGCUUUUACGGCCUCGUGCCGCUCAUUACGCUCGCCUUCUUCGCCGGCCUCAUCGCCCUCGUCACCUGGGGAUGGCCUCCCAGCGACGACGAGAAGGACGAGGGCCAGGCGUAUCCGCACCCCUUCUUCUGGAAGGCGUUCCUGGUGGGCACGUUCGCGAGCAUGGCCGUCCAGUCCCUCCGUGUGCCCAUGUUUAUUCUCGUCUCCUGGCUCCCUCUCAGCGGCACCGGCGCCGUCUUCGUCAGCACAGUCGCGCACGUUAUCGUGCACGAGGCGUGCCGCCUCGUAUCGGUGCCCCUCACUGUGCCCUCCAUUACCUCGGGCUUCCACUCGAGCUACUGGCUCGGGCUCGGGUGGGGCGUCGCCGAGGCCGCGUGGGGCAUCGUGCAGGGCUACGAGCAGCUGAAUCUCUACGAGGACCUCAGCGAUCCCUGGGCGAUCGAGGACCUCGCCUGUCAGGAGUGUAACGACGAAGGCCUGUGUCCCGUCCCCGAAGACAUGGAUCCGGAGGACGAAGCCGGCGCAAACGAUGACCUCGCGGAGCUCGAGCACCGUGUCGAGAUCCUCGAGCGUAUGCGCGCGCGAGCCGAACUGGAGGACGUCAUGGGCCUUCCCUUCCCGCUCAUCCCCUUUGCGCUGCAUGUCCUGUGGCGCAUCGACACGCUCAUCCUCAACCUCGGCCUCACGCUGAUUCUUUCGGGCUUCUACUUUGACCCCGAGCCGAUCUACAAGCACGAGGGCAUCGUGACCGCCAGAGACUGGCCGCCCAUUGCGCCAAAGCCCACGCCGAGCCGCUGGCUCCCGCUCGCCUGGGUCGCUGUCACGCUCGUGCACAUCACGCUCAGCCUAGUAUGGAAGGUCGUCGGCCGCGUCGGCGUCGGUGCCGUGACCUGGGGUGGCCUCAUUGUUGCGCUCGGCAGCGUGUUCGCUGGCUUAGGCGUGUGGGGUGGCGUCGUAUAAGUUGUCUAUAGAUUGCAUGUGAUCCGGUUUACACGUCUC